AUGAUUUCUUGCCGUGAUGGAUAUGGUUUAUACUAUCCACAACCUUAUGCAUUCGGCUACGAAAUUAAGGAUCCUCAUCAUGGAAGUCAAUGGAGAAAAGAAAACAGCGAUGGCCAUAAAGUUGAAGGCAGCUAUGGAUACGUAGAUGCUUGGGGAAUUAAACGUCAAGUCGAUUACAUAGCUGAUAAACAUGGAUUCAGAGCUAAAGUUAAGACCAAUGAGCCUGGAACAGCUAAUGAACAUCCUGCUCACGUCAAGAUGAAUUCACACUUUGCUCUUCUCUUAUUUAUACUAUGUGCGAUAGAUACUUUAUCUACUCGUAUUAAGGAUUUGAAACUAUUUGGGAUGCCUUACGGAUGGUCACAGAAACCAAUACAUCUCUACGAAUACGGGUAUGACAUCGUAGAUAAACACGGAAACAAACAUUGGAAAAAGGAAGAGAAAAAUAAAAAAGGAGUUGUGAUAGGAAGCUAUGGUUACAUUAAUGUGAAUGGCAUUAAAAGAUUUGUUAAUUAUGUUGCUGAUCAUAAGGGAUUUAGGGUGAAGAUAAAUAGUAACGAACCAGGAACUGCUAUUCAACAUCCAGCACACGUUCAUAUUUAUACCGAACCUCUCUUCGUUCUAGCCGGGAUUAUUUCAGUUGGAUUAGCUGAAAUUGGCCAUCAUAUCCAUCACUACUAUCCACAACCUUAUGCAUUCGGCUACGAAAUUAAGGAUCCUCAUCAUGGAAGUCAAUGGAGAAAAGAAAACAGCGAUGGCCAUAAAGUUGAAGGCAGCUAUGGAUACGUAGAUGCUUGGGGAAUUAAACGUCAAGUCGAUUACAUAGCUGAUAAACAUGGAUUCAGAGCUAAAGUUAAGACCAAUGAGCCUGGAACAGCUAAUGAACAUCCUGCUCACGUCAAGAUGAAUUCACACGCAUACCAACCUCAUGGUCACUCGUUCCUCUUCAAAGGUCAUCAUCACUAUUAA
Messenger RNA from Centruroides sculpturatus (bark scorpion), 969 nucleotides. RefSeq lists its product as uncharacterized. Bases 1 to 969 code for a protein of 322 amino acids. Gene Ontology annotation, molecular function: structural constituent of chitin-based larval cuticle. Gene Ontology annotation, cellular component: chitin-based extracellular matrix. The record is from RefSeq and is a predicted model, not a curated record. The transcript is spliced from 6 exons. NCBI's taxonomy places the organism in Eukaryota, Metazoa, Arthropoda, Arachnida, Scorpiones, Buthidae.